AUGGAUUCAACAACAGCAACUGCAGAACUUGGUUGGACCAUCUAUCCAUCACAAGGGUGGGAAGAAGUUAGCGGCUAUGAUGAAAACAUGAACACCAUCCGAACUUACCAGGUUUGCAAUGUCUUCGAUAGCAGCCAGAACAACUGGGUACGCACCAAAUACAUCGGCCGUCGUGGUGCUCAGCGCAUCCAUGUCCAGAUGAAGUUCUCAGUUCGUGACUGCAGUUCUAUACCCAAUGUUCCAGGCUCCUGCAAGGAAACCUUCAACCUAUACUACUAUGAGUCUGACUCAGAAACAGCUACUAAAUCAUCCCCACCCUGGAUGGAGAACCCCUGGGUGAAAGUGGACACUAUAGCAGCUGAUGAAAGUUUCUCUCAAGUAGAUCUUGGUGGUCGCAUCAUGAAGAUAAACAGUGAAGUCCGGAGUUUUGGACCUGUUUCACACAAUGGCUUCUACCUUGCUUUUCAGGAUUAUGGUGCCUGCAUGUCACUCAUCGCUGUUCGGGUCUUCUACAGGAAAUGUCCCCAAGUGAUCCUUAAUGGUGCUAUCUUUACCGAGACCCUGUCUGGAGCAGAGGGCACCUCACUGGUAGCAGCCAGAGGGGUGUGCAUUCCAAAUGGGGAGGAGGUGGAUGUACCCAUUAAGCUGUACUGUAAUGGGGAUGGGGAAUGGAUGGUACCCAUUGGACGCUGCGUGUGCAAAACCGGGUAUGAAGCGGUGGAAAAUGGUACAGUCUGCAGAGCUUGUGCAUCAGGUUUCUUUAAGGCCUCACAGGGAGACCAAAAAUGUCUGCAGUGCCCCAUUAACAGUCGAACCACAAGCGAGGGAGCAACUAACUGUGUCUGCCGCAACAACUUCUACCGCUCUGACUCUGACCCUCCGCAGAUGCCCUGUACUACUGUCCCAUCAGCUCCACAAAACGUCAUCUCCAUAGUCAAUGAGACCUCUCUGAGGCUGGAGUGGAGCCAACCACAGGAGGCUGGUGGUCGAGAAGAUGUGGUCUACAACAUCAUAUGUAAGAGCUGUGGCAGUGGACGAGGCGGCUGCACCCGCUGUGGAGACAACGUACAGUUUGUCCCACGCCAGCUGGGACUCACCGACACCCGUGUCCACAUCAGCGACCUCCUGGCUCAUACCCAGUACACCUUUGAAAUACAGGCUGUCAAUGGAGUGUCUGACCAGAGUCCAUAUUCACCACAGUACACAUUUGUCAACAUCACCACCAACCAGGCUUCACCAUCAGCAGUGUCCAUUAUCCACCAGGUCAGCAGAACUCCUAAUAGUAUCACACUGUCCUGGUCUCAGCCUGAUCAGCCCAAUGGAGUUAUCCUGGACUAUGAACUGCAGUACUAUGAGAAGAACCAGGCAGAGUGGAACUCAUCUCUAUCAAGGAGUCAGACCAACACUGCACUCAUACGAAGCCUGAAGCCCGGAACUAUUUACAUCUUUCAGGUUCGAGCUCGGACUGUUGCUGGAUUUGGACGCUUCAGUGGAAAAAUGCACUUCCAAACAAUGACUGAAGAUGAAUAUAACUCCAGUAUCCAGGAGAAGCUCCCUCUCAUAAUUGGUUCAGCUGCUGCAGGGGUGGUUUUCAUCAUUGCCAUCUCUGUCUUUAUCUUUGUCUGCCACAGGAAAAGUUCAGACAGACCAGAAUCAGAGUAUACAGACAAACUCCAGCAUUAUAACAGUGGACACAGAUUAAAAAAAUCUGUGCGCCCCGACAGGCACAUGUGUCCCACUGAUUUGGGUAAACUGAUGUUGUGUUUUCUUUCUGUUGAAGUGUCACCAGGAAUGAAGAUUUACAUUGACCCCUUCACAUAUGAAGACCCCAAUGAAGCAGUCAGAGAGUUUGCCAAGGAGAUUGACAUUUCCUGUGUGAAGAUUGAACAAGUGAUUGGUGCAGGAGAGUUUGGGGAAGUGUGUAGUGGAAACCUUCGUCAGCCUGGGAAGAGAGAGAUCCUUGUGGCUAUUAAGACACUGAAGGCAGGCUACACUGAACGCCAGAGGCGGGACUUUCUAAGUGAGGCAUCAAUCAUGGGCCAAUUUGACCAUCCCAACAUAAUCCAUCUAGAGGGGGUUGUGACCAAGAGCAGCCAUGUGAUGAUCAUAACUGAGUUCAUGGAGAAUGGAUCCCUUGACUCCUUCCUCAGGCAAAAUGACGGGCAGUUCACAGUGAUCCAGCUGGUGGGAAUGCUGCGUGGUAUAGCCGCUGGCAUGAAGUACCUGUGUGACAUGAACUAUGUCCAUCGUGAUCUAGCAGCCCGGAACAUCCUGGUCAACAGCAACCUAGUGUGCAAAGUAUCUGAUUUUGGUUUGUCACGCUUUCUUGAGGAUGAUACUUCAGACCCCACAUACACCAGCGCUCUGGGGGGAAAGAUUCCCAUUCGGUGGACAGCACCAGAGGCUAUCCAGUACAGAAAGUUCACCUCUUCCAGUGAUUGUUGGAGCUAUGGAAUCGUCAUGUGGGAAGUGAUGUCAUAUGGAGAGAGGCCCUACUGGGACAUGAGCAAUCAAGAUGUUAUCAAUGCAAUAGAGCAGGACUACAGGUUACCCCCCCCUAUGGAUUGUCCCAGUGCACUGCAUCAGUUGAUGCUGGACUGCUGGCAGAAAGACCGGAACAACCGACCUAAAUUCAGCCAAAUUGUCAGCACCUUGGACAAGAUGAUCCGCAACCCCAACAGCCUCAAGGCCAUGACACCACUGUCAUCAAGUGUUCACUUACCUCUGCUUGAUCGCAAUACUCCAGACUUCUCGUCUUUCAGUACAGUGGAUGAGUGGCUGGACGCCAUUAAGAUGGGCCAGUACAAGGAGAAUUUUGUCAACGAAGGAUUCACCAGCUUUGAUUUGGUCUCUCAAAUGACCACAGAGGACAUCAUCAGAGUGGGAGUGACAUUAGCUGGGCACCAGAAAAAGAUCCUCAACAGCAUCCAGUCCAUGAGGGCCCAGAUGAACCAGAUCACUUCUGUAGAAGUGUGA
Molecule: messenger RNA, 2976 nt
Organism: Limanda limanda (common dab)
Lineage: Eukaryota; Metazoa; Chordata; Actinopteri; Pleuronectiformes; Pleuronectidae
Gene: ephb2a
Product: eph receptor B2a
Exons: 16
Coding region: 1-2976 (991 amino acids)
Biological process (GO): protein phosphorylation; central nervous system projection neuron axonogenesis; cell surface receptor protein tyrosine kinase signaling pathway
Cellular component (GO): plasma membrane; neuron projection
Molecular function (GO): ATP binding; transmembrane-ephrin receptor activity; protein binding
Source: RefSeq, a predicted model, not a curated record